Messenger RNA from Pollicipes pollicipes, 481 nucleotides. Its product is annotated as Down syndrome cell adhesion molecule-like protein Dscam2. Gene Ontology annotation, biological process: cell-cell adhesion. Lineage: Eukaryota; Metazoa; Arthropoda; Thecostraca; Pollicipedomorpha; Pollicipedidae. The record is from RefSeq and is a predicted model, not a curated record.
AUGGAUCAGGGCGCGUCGUACGAGGGUCCCCAGUUUCUUCUGGAGCCGCCCGGUCUCGUGCGUUUCACCAACACGUCCGGCACCCGGCUGGACUGUCGGGGGCGCGGAACCCCGCCCCUCGACGUGCUCUGGACUCUUGACUCCGGCGACCCCGUCUCCUACGUGUCCGGCGUCAGGGAGUCGCUGUCCAACGGCAGCCUGUACUUCCACCCGUUCCCGGCUCGCCUGUUCCGCCUGGACGUUCACGGGGGCCGCUACCGCUGCGUCGUCUCCAACCGCUACGGCAAGAUCAUCAGCAGGAUGGUCCGGCUGAAGCCAGUGGUGCUGCAGGACUACGAGGUCACAGCCGUGGGCGGAAGGUCACCGCCGGGUCAGAGCGCGCUGCUGACCUGUCGCGUGCCGGCCCACGUCAGGUCGGCGGUCAAGGUCACCUCCUGGGGCGUCGACGGCGUGCUCAACGUGUACCCGACCCUGUUCGGAG